UCUUUCUGUGCACUGCCUAGAUGGCUGAUUCUGACCCUGGGGAAAGACACUAUGACAACAUGCUGAAAAUGCUGUCAGACCUGAAUAAAGACUUGGAAAAGCUAUUGGAAGAGAUGGAAAAAAUCUCAGUGCAGGCCACGUGGAUGGCCUACGACAUGGUGGUGAUGCGCACCAACCCGGCGCUGGCGGAGUCCAUGCGGCGGCUGGAGGACGCCUUCCUCAGUUGCAAGGAAGAGAUGGAGAGGAACUGGCAGGAGCUGCUCAGCGAGACCAAGCGCGCGCAGUAGG
Hippopotamus amphibius kiboko is the source of this 288-nucleotide messenger RNA. RefSeq names its product synaptonemal complex central element protein 3 (gene SYCE3). Gene Ontology annotation, cellular component: central element. The coding region runs from base 21 to 287 and encodes 88 amino acids. The transcript has 2 exons. Gene Ontology annotation, biological process: spermatogenesis; synaptonemal complex assembly; reciprocal meiotic recombination. NCBI's taxonomy places the organism in Eukaryota, Metazoa, Chordata, Mammalia, Artiodactyla, Hippopotamidae. The record is from RefSeq and is a predicted model, not a curated record.